CGAAAACCGAUGAAGUUAUAUGAAGGAGCAGAGCACGGAAUUGGUCGAUUUCUAUGUUCUGUCGAUUGUGGGAAAUGUAGAUAGUAUGCAGGAUUAAUUCAUUUUUUGAUGAAGUUCGCCUGCCUUUAAAUAAAGCAAUUAAAUUAAUGUACUGCUUUGUGCGAGAUUUCUCAUAUGAGAAUACCGCGCAUGAACUGUGCGACCCCACCUUAGGCAAUGAUAGUGCUCUACUAUCAACCGUAACAAUUGCCGCGUGGUUUCGCUGCUGUCGGGAGAUAAUAGUGGACCACUUUUUAAACAUACAGGCAAAGAAACCGAAAUUAUGGGGAAUUUCGGAAUCUGGGUCUCCGAUUACUGUUCUGGUACCUUAUGUAACAGUUCGAUUUUUGAAGAGUGUUUAUAGAAAACACUAUUGACGAAACAAAAUUCGGAAAGAGAGGAUAUAAUCAUGGCAAGAGAGUUGAAAAUCAUUGGGUUUCGGGAUGAUAUUAGUGCAAAAUCGUGAGGCAACAACAUUCAUUUUAAUAAUAAAGGAAAAUGUAAUUACUGGUAAUGAAAUCCACACAAACAGUUUUGAAAGUUAUGCCAGGCUGGCUGCAGAGGGGUACAUACAUAAAACAACCAAUCAAAGCAUGAAAUUUGUAGAUAAAUGAAAUUGUUUUAUUUGUACUAGUAAUGAUAGCAUUGAAGAAUUCAAUUGGCUAUUGGCAAAACACUGGAUGAGGGAGAGGUUGUUUCCACGACGAUGAAUUUAUCGAUCGCUUAUGCGAAUUUCUUGUCAUCACAACGGAAUUGAUUUAAUGGCAUCGUUGAUAGAAGCGAUCCGAAGACAUAGUUUUAAAUAAGAUAAGCGGAAAUCGAGAGUAUUUGAAUGUUCAUCUGUGUAGACCAAUCAGAUUAUAGAUAGGAGCAAUAUGCGUAAUAAAAGUAGUUGAAGUAAUGUGUAAUAUACCUCACGAACAGGCAGGUCUCAAACUUAUAUACCGAAGUCUAGAGAAAACAGUUAAAAAAUUGAGUUGUGACUAGUUGUGAAAAAUUAACAGAAAAGAUAAGAUUCUCGUUCUGCGCAUGCGUGGCAUACUCAGACGAAGACAGAGACACUUUACUCAUCUUUGUCUAUCUUGCAAGAACACAAACCUUAUUGAUCGUCCACGUUGAUCUUUCAUGACUGAGCGCAACUCAAUUUUUGGACGAUUUUCCCUAGCAAGUAUCGAAACCUGUUUAUGUGGUCGCCACAUAUUCUAAAAAUACUCAGUUUCAUAUAGUUUUAACUUUUAAACCAUUGGAUUCGUCAUUCUUGCCUUAAAACUUGUAUUUUCGAGUUUUGUACGUCGAAAAUUACAAAAUUGUAAAGAAAACAGUCAAUAAUUUUUUCUCCUAAAGUAAAAUUUAGCCAAAAAAUGAAUUAGUAUACAAAAUAUAAUAAUACACUGGAAACAUAGAGUAAUAUUCAUACAAAUUACAUAAUGUCAAUUUUAAUUAUUUCUUAGUAUUAUUGUUGUGUAAUUUAAAAGUGAAUUUGUGUUAUUAGUAUACAUAGAUGCCGCCAUCUUAACUGUUUCCAUGGAAACCAUGAAAACAAACUUUUAUACAAAAAUUAUGAAGAUGAUUUCGUAAAAUUAAGUGUAAAACAGUACUUUUUGUGUGUAUGUGUGUGUAUAUAGAACAAUAAACAAUGCAAGCUUCUCCUACUUGGGUUGAUAAAGUCCAAGAUAAAUCUGAACAAUGUAUAUAUGAUCUAUGUUUUAAUCCAGAUGGAACUCAGUUAGUUAUUGCUGCUGGACAACAAGUUCUUGUUUAUGAAACUAAUGAAGGUACUUUAAUUCAACCAUUAAAAGGGCAUAAAGAUAUAGUUUAUUGUGUAUGUUAUGCAAAAGAUGGCAAAAAAUUUGCAUCAGGUAGUGCUGAUAAAAGUGUUAUUAUCUGGACGUCAAGAUUAGAAGGCAUACUUAAAUAUUCACAUAAUGAAGCUGUUCAAGCUAUGCAGUUCAAUCCAGUAUCACAUCAACUUUUAAGUUGUUCUUUGUCAGACAUAGCACUCUGGUCUCCAGAACAGAAAGCAGUUGUAAAGCAUAAAUCAAAAGGAAGAGUAAAUUGUUGUGCUUGGACAAACGAUGGUCAAUAUUUAGCAAUUGGCUUGGCAUCUGGCUAUGUCUCUAUUAGAAAUAAAAAUGGAGAAGAGCAAACACGAAUUGAUAGACAAAAUGGAAUACCUAUUUGGAGCUUGUUGUGGAAUCGUCAAUGGGAAGAUUUAGCAGAAGUUCUCUGUAUUGCAGAAUGGAAUGGAACCCUAUCGUUUUAUUCAAUUUCAGGAAAAUCAUUGGGGAAAGAUAGACAACUCAAUUUUAUACCACUUAAAAUGUGUAACUUUGCAGGAGAUCAAUAUAUUUUAAUUUCUGGAAGUAAUAGACAGUGUUUAUUAAUGACAUAUGAUGGGAUACAAUUGAUUAACAUUGGUGGUACAUUUUCUUCUUGGGUUUGGAGUUGUGCUGUACAUCCAAGUUCUACACAUGUUGCAUUAGGUUGUCAAGAUGGUACAAUAACAUAUUUGCAGUUAUCUUGGGACAUUAUACAUGGAUUAUAUGGAGAUAGAUAUGCAUAUAGAGAAAAUAUGACUGAUGUAAUAAUACAAAAUUUAAUUACUAAUCAAAAAGUUCGCAUUAAGUGCAAAGAUUUGAUAUAUCGUAUUGCUGUGUAUAGAAACAGAUUAGCAGUUCAAUUAUCGGAACGUGUAAUAAUUUAUGAACCAUCAAAUUCCAAUGAUGGAAUGCAUUAUCGAAUAUAUGAAAAAUUAAAUCAAACAUUAAAUUGUAAUUUACUUGUUGUCACUACGAACAACUUAAUUUUAUGUACAGAAAGACAAUUACAAAGUCUAUCUUUCAAUGGUAUAAUAGAAAGAGAAUGGAUACUUGAUGGACUUGUAACUUAUAUAAAAGUUGUUGGUGGACCAAUUGGACAAGAGUGCCUUAUUAUAGGUUUAAAUACUGGCUAUAUAGUGAAAAUAUAUUUAGAUAAUCCUUUCCCAGCAUACAUAAUAAAAAUUGAGGGUUCUGUAAGAUGCCUCGAUAUCAGUUCAUUAAAGGAAAAAAUUGCUGUUGUUAGUGAUCAUGGAAUCCUUUCUGUAUUUGAUUUAUAUACAGAGGAAAAACUGCAAGAAUUUCAAAAUGUAAAUAGUGUGACAUUUAAUAAUAGUUUUGAAGAUAUAAUGUGUUUUUCUAGUGGAGAAUAUUUAGCAAUUAAAGUAGGUGAUUUUGCGGAAUACAGACAAAAAUUUUCGGGACUUGUCAUGGGUCACAAUGAAUCAAAAGUGUAUUGUUUAAAUGGUUCUUCUAUUGUCACGUUAGAGGUACCCUUAUCAUUGUUUAUGUAUCAAUAUAUUGAUAUUGGUCUUUUUUCUAAUGCUUACAACAUGGCAUGUCUUGGAGUAGCAGAUUCUGACUGGUUUGCUUUAGGAACAGCUGCUUUAGAAAAUUUGGAAUUAAAUAUUGCAUACUCUUCCUUUGCUAGAAUAAAAAAUUUAAAAUAUAUAGAAGUUUUAUCUGAAGUGGAAGAAAAACUUAAAUCUGGAGAAUGGGGAAGAGAAGCAUGCAUGGCUACUGCUGCAGCUGCUAUGGGAAAACUGAAAGAUGCUGCAAAACUUUUCCAAAAAGCUGGUUUACAACAAUAUGCAUUAACUAUGUACUCCGAUCUACGUAUGUUUGAUAUUGCACAAGAAUUUAUUGUUAGUGGAAAUAAUCAGGAUCGUACAAUUUUACUUCGUAAACGAGCAGAAUGGGCUAAAAGUCUUGGAGAACCUCGUGCUGCGGCAGAAAUGUUUCUUUCAGCUGGAGAUGUUGAUCGCGCCAUAAAUAUAAUCGCAGAGUAUGGCUGGAUUGACAUGUUAAUUAAAGUUGGCAGACAACUUGAUAAAGCAGAUAGAGAUAAUUUAACUGUAAUUGCUAAAAAAUUAAAAAAGCUGGGUGCAACUCAUGGUGCAGCAGAAAUUUUUAAUCGCCUAGGAGAUGAUCCUGAUGUAGCGGAUGUUUUAGUAGAAGCCCAAGCUUGGCCAGAAGCAUUUGAAUUAGCUGAGAGAAAUCCCAAACUGAAAGCUAGAAUAUAUGGACCAUAUGCUAGAUGGUUGGCAGAAACUGGCCAUUUUUCUGAAGCACAAAAGGCAUUUCAAAUAGCUGGACAAUCAGACGAAUCUGUGAUGGUUUUAAUAAUGUUGGCUAGAAAUGCAGUUACUGAAAAAAGAUUUCGUGAUGCAUCUUACUUUUAUUGGCUUCUUUCUCAAAUAAGCUUAAAUCUUAAUAAAACUGUGGAUGAAUUACAAACAAUGUUUCUCCAAUAUUAUGAAAAGGCUGAAAUCUAUUACGCAUAUCAUGAAGUACAUAAAUAUGUAGAAGAACCAUUUACGUCAUUAAUGCCAGAAGCUCUUUUUAACAUUGCGCGAUUUCUUCUAACUAAAACAGAAAAUAUUCAAAUAGAAGGAGUUUCAAGAUUCACCAUAAUAUACACAUUGCUAAAACAAUCUUCUUUGCUUGAUGCUAAUAAACUAACUAUGCAAUUACUUGAGAAAUUACGAAAAACAAAAAUUCCAGUAAAUCAACUUAGCCAAUUAGAAAUUUCAAAUUUAAAUGCCCGAGCAUCUUCUUAUAGAGAUCCUGAAGAACUUUUACCUCUUUGCUAUAAAUGUUCGACCUUUAAUCCCCUGCUGCCAUCAAGUAAUCAGGGGCAAUGUGUGCAAUGUGGUCUAAAAUUUCAAUAUUCUUUUGUAAUGUUUGAAAUUUUACCAUUGGUCGAAUUUGAACUAGAAGAAAAUAUUUCUGAUGAAGAAGCAGAAAAACUAAUAAAUGACUCAUUAUCAUCAUCCGAUGAUAUUACAACUACAAAUCAGUUUUCUGUCACCUCUGAAAUUGAUCUUUUUACAGCACGAUUAAUGAAAUAUGAGGAAAAAUCUAGUUCUUCUACUAUAAUCGUGGGAAGAAAUGUCUUAAAAAGUAUGGAUCCAUGUACAGUAUUAAUUAUUAAAUGGCCAAAACCAUUUAAAACAAAGUAUUUUAAAAAUCUCCUACCUGAUUUACAAAUUACAUUCUGUAAAUCUUGUUUAAAGUUAUUUCAUUCGGAUGACUAUGAACUGGCUUUAUUAAGACACGGAUAUUGUCCAUUUUGCAGAACAGUAAAUAAAAUUUCCAAUUAGUACUUUUUGUUAAUCUAAAUACGUUUAUAUAAGUACGAUAUUAUUUUUACUGUAAUAAAUUAUUACCAUUAUAAAUUAAUUUUAACUUAAGUUAAAGUAAUUUAAUGUACGUAAUUUGUAUUAGCCCCAUUGCAGACGAAUGUCAUUGCGAUUUUAGUAAUAUACUCGUAUACUUUAAAUUCGGCAAUUAUAUAUUUCUGAUAACAGAAUUGUACAUUAUACAGGGUUGAUUAUUUAAGACGAGCCAUCUAAGUAAUUUUUUCAAUUCUGGAAAUAAAAUGAAAUGUUUGAAACAAAAAUUUUGUGAUCGAAAUGAUUUCGACAAAGCUUGUUUACGUUUUGAAUUGAUUGAGCAUGACUUUGUUAACAAAGCCGAAAAUAUGUUCCAAAAGCGAUCACCAAUUUUCAUUUUUCACUCAUUAUUACAUUCGUGAUCUUGAAUGACCAUGACCAUUGAAAUUGUUUUGAGAAUUAUAACCGUAAAAGUUCAAAUAUGCAUAGUCCCGCUUAAAAAAAUGAAAGUGACUUAAAUUUCCUAAGCUCGCCCACCUGAUAAAAAGUUUUGAUCAUUAUGUAAUGGCCUCCCUCGGAACCAAACAACUUUUGUUUCAAACAUUUCUUUUUAUAUUCAAACUUGAAAAAAUUAUUCGGGUGACCUGGCUUAAGUGACUCACCCUGUAUAAACUUAUUAAAUCGCACAGUUUCUUCGUUAUGAGAUUAUAACGUUAUUGUAUCUUUCGGUCUGUACUGAGAUCUGUACCUUUAUUUAUUCUAUUCGCUUUUUUUAAAUAUUUUUGCACAUAUUAUCCUUAAUUAAUUAUAUUUAAUGAAAUUUCUUAGAAAUUAGGAUCAAUAUUGUAUGAAGAGUCUAUCUGAAUUUAAUUAAUUCUGAAGUAUAAGAUAUUAUAUAUGUAACAAAUUUAUCAUAUUAUCAGUGAACAUAUCUUUAGCCAAAGUUUAUGUGUAAUGGAUAUCUCGAUAAUCCAGUUAUAUAAACACGAAUAGUAGGUAGUAAGUUGGUUUUCAUUUGCACGCUAAUUGUUCUGAUUUCUGGAGUACCGUUGAACGAAAUCUUCAGAAGAAUUGAGUGUAUUUCGAACAGUUACAAUUUGAAAGAUGUUGCGUGUAGCUUACUUGACGAUCUUCCUUUUUGUAAAUAUCGUUAGUUAUAAAUUGGAUAAUGAUGAUAUCACGGAAAUUCCAAAUUCAAUGUCUCGCGGAAGGUGUAAGUAAGAGAAAAAUGAAUGAAAUUGUAUUUAAAAAUGACGAAGGUACAAAAUAAAAAUAAUAAAAAUUAUAAAAUUCAAUUAA
Bombus pyrosoma is the source of this 6490-nucleotide messenger RNA. RefSeq names its product intraflagellar transport protein 122 homolog (gene Oseg1). NCBI's taxonomy places the organism in Eukaryota, Metazoa, Arthropoda, Insecta, Hymenoptera, Apidae. Gene Ontology annotation, biological process: intraciliary retrograde transport; non-motile cilium assembly; protein localization to cilium. The transcript has 20 exons. The coding region runs from base 1676 to 5179 and encodes 1167 amino acids. Gene Ontology annotation, cellular component: intraciliary transport particle A; non-motile cilium. The record is from RefSeq and is a predicted model, not a curated record. Gene Ontology annotation, molecular function: protein binding.